CGGGUCGAAGCGAGUUCUGCGUUGCUGCUCUGCCGCGAUCGUCGGCCGCCACCACCAUCUUUGCCACCUGCUUGACGCUCUGUCGGCCCUCGCCGCACGUCGUGCUGGCCGCCGCCCCGCCCUCCCCCCCCCAGGCCCUCCCACGCGCAUGGCGUUGCCCCACCCACUGCGCUAAUGGGCAGCUCCCUGGCGUCCUUCCUCCCAUGCGGCCUCCUGGGUCAUGGUGGCAGCCGCCGACGCGGCCACAGCUCGUCCUCGGGCGCCCCUGGGCCUGGCGCCGAGGAGCUGCGCCUGCAGGAGGCUUUGCUCGAGGCCGCCGUGCGCGGCCGCGUGGGCCCGGAGCUGCUCGCGGAGGCGGCGGAGGCCGGCGUGGCGCACGGCGUGGUGCGCCGCUGCUGGGCGAGGGGCCUGCUCGCCUCCGCGGUGCGCGCGCGCCACCUGGACGAGGAGGAGUUGCGGUGGGCUGCCGCGCUCUCGGGCUACUACUGGGGCGCCGCCGAUGCCGAGGUGGAGGCUGCCGUGCGCCGGCUGCGCGCGGAGGCAUGGCUGGUGGAGGUGAUGGGCUCGGGCGACGCAGUGCUCCUCGCACGGGCGUGCGCCGAGGCCACCGCGGCGGGUGCUGGCAGCGAGCGUCUGCGGCAGGCGCACGACGAGGUGCGGCGGCUGAUGCCAGGCGCUGCAGACGGGCUCGAGCAGGCCCUGUACAGAGGCCACGCGCCGGGCGCAGGUCCGGCUCCGCCCAGCUCAGCAGCUGGCACGGGUCGGUGGAUGUCCAUCCUCCGACCGGCGCGCAGCCGCAAACUUGGCGGGAAGCAGAGGAGGCGAGCCUACCAGCUCCCGAGGAGGGCUUGGAGGUGGCCGCCGGUGCAGUCAAAGCGCCUGGUGUACCAGGUGCUGUCACAAGCCAGACGUCGCAGGGAUCUCGCAGCUUCGGGCACAGCAACACGCACAGUGAGUGUGGUGUCUCAGAAGGCUCGCACACGGCGCUGCAGGCGAGCGCUGGCCAGCUCUCAGGAGAGGUCCUUGACGCGGCAGGGGAGGAGCCCACAGCAGAAGAGGCAAGCACUCAGGCAAGCAGCGCAAGGGAAGAGCUGCUCGACGCCCUGAAGAGCGGGAGUGCCCCGCUCAUCGAGGAGCACUGCUGCAGAGCCGAGGCGAGGGGCGUGAGCAGCGCGACGGUGCUGCACUGCAGGUCCGCCGCCUGCCGCAUUCUCGCGGAGGCCAACAACGAGCUCCGGGAGGCGAUCCGCGCCGGCCUGCCCCUGCAGAUAGAGCGCGCGGUCCAGCGCGCAGAGGUUGCGGGCGUGGAGGAGGCUGUGCUGCUGAAGUGCGCCGCGGAGGCAAGGAGGCUGCUGCAGGUGGCAGAGGACAGCCUGGCGGACGCGGUGCGGGGAGGGAACGCCGCCCUCAUAGACGAGGCCUGCGCCGCUGCGGCCGCCAUGGGCGUGCCUGACGUCGUCGUUGAGGCCGCGCGCAACGAUGCGCGGAGGCUGCUGGAGAGGGCUGCUGCGGAGGUGAAGCGGGCGAUGGGAGGCCCCAGCGCCGUGAGGCUGGAGGAGGCGUGCCGCCGUGCGGAGCGUGCGGGCGUGGAUGCCACGCUGGUGGAGAGGGGCCGCGUGGCCGUGAGGCAGAUGCGCGCGUCUGCGGAGCUGGAACUCCUGGAGGCGAGGAGGACCGGAGAUGCCGUCGGCAUUGACGCCGCCUGCGCCAAGGCCGAGGCCGCAGGCGUGGCCACGGCCACGGUGGCGAGGGGGCGCGCGGAGGCGCGCGCGCUCCGCAGGGAGGCGGAGCUGCAGCUGUCCCACGCGUCUUGGAGCAGCGACCCCCAGGUCCUCCUGGACGCGUGCCGCAGGGCGGAGGCGAUGGGCGUCGACGCGGAGCUCGUCUCCCACGCGCGCUCCGACCUGAGCGCCCUGGCAGCGCGCGCCUGCGCCGAGCUCCGCGAGGCCACCAGAAGCGGGGCCGCGGCCGCCGUGAUCGAGGAGGCCUGCCGCAGGGCGGAGCUGGCCGGCGCGGACGCGGCCACGGUCUCGCAGGGCCGCGCCGAGGCGGCCCGCCGGAAGGCCUCCGAGGAGGCGCCGGCCGCGGCCGCCGAGCCGCAGAGGCAGGAGUCGCCCCUCCGCAGGCGGCUGCGGUCCUGCGGCCCCGCCAUCGCCAGCCCGAGGGCCGCGGCGGCGGCCCUGGCCGGCUCGGCCGCCAGGGCCGCGGGCGAGGCCGCGAGGCGUGCGGCGCCCUGCCGCGGGCCCUCCCCGCUGCGCCGGGCGCUCUCGGCGGCGCUGCGCCCGCCGGUCUGCCACGCCGAGGGCUGCGUCGCGCCCAGGGCUGGGCCAGCUCUGUGCAUGGGCUCCUGGGCGGCGUCCCUGCUCGCGCCGAGAUCAUGCCUCAACUCGUCUGCCGCCACAGGGGACUGGAGCCUGUGGUCCGAGCUGCUGCGGCCGCCCUCGGCUGCCCCGCCCCAGCUCCGAGGGCCCGCGCGGCCUGCGGUCCGGGAGGUCUCUGGCCUCGGCAGCGCGGGUCUCAAUCGGCAGCGCCUGCGGACGCAGGAGCACGGCAUGUUGAAGUUGCCCAGCUGGUCGCUCGUCGCUCUGCACGCGCCGUCGAGGGCAGCCGCUCGGGAUCGGGCGCUCGGCCGCAAGGGCGUGCUCGUGGCGCUGGCCUCUCUCUCUCUGAAGGCAGUCCUUGCCAUGGGCUGCUCCUCGAGCCGGGGCCGCAGGACGCGAUCCGUGGGCAUUCCGGAGCAGACAAGCGCGCAGCUGGACACCAUAGCGCAGAGCGCCGAGACGGGCCUGGAGGCGCUGGCAGCCAGCGCGAGGCAGACCUCGGAGGCGACAGCAAAGGGCGCGAGGCACCUCACGCAGGCGAUGGCGCAGCACGUGCACGUGGAGCAGGCCGCACACAUCGGGGCGCAGGCCGCGGAGGCGGGCGUGGACGUCGCAGCGGAGCGGGAGGCGCCGGCAAGUCCGAGGCCGCACCUGCCGGAUCUGGAGAGCGACGAGCGCGGCAGGAACGUCCCAGACGCCGCCCUGGCGAACUGGGGGCUGCUGGGCGGGGCGGAGCUCGAGCCGCCGCUGGCGAGCAAGGCCGUGCUGCUCCUGGACGCGGGGUGGCUGGCGGAGCAGGGCGGCAGCACGCGCGUGAAGAAGUCGGACGCGUGGGCGCAGAGGUCCAUGCGGCUGGGCCCGCGGCAGACGCUGCCCGACGAGGCGUUCCGGUCUCGGAGCGAGGUGAAGAGCGCCACGCACCCGUCCAUCCUCCGGAUCGCGUGCGUCUCGCACUGCUGGCUGCACCCCGAGCACCCAGAUCCGAGGGGCAUAAACCUCCACGUGCUGAAGGAUGCCCUGAAGCACCUGCUGCGCGAGGGCGACCCCAAGAUGGAGCCGUGGUGCGGCCCCGGCUGGGGGGUGCUCUACGACUAUUGCUCCCUGCACCAGGCCAUCUACCAGGCGAAGCUCACAUUCGAGAAGAAGAGCAGCCUGAUGGCAGCGCUCCAGAAAGAGGGCGGCGCGCAGCUUCCAGCGGACUGGCGGCUGGCGACCCACGAGGAGGUGAAGGAGAACUUGGCAGAGGUCUGGAGGAAGCUCGGGCAGUCUGAUGUCUGUAUGCUAGCAGACAACUGGAAGGUCGACGGGACGGGCAAAGAGUGCAAGGUCAUGCCGCAGGGGAACGACGAGCCUCCCGGGGACGCCAUCUAUGUGAAGGACUGCCGAAACCAGACCCGGUCCCCCCAUCACGCCGAGCCGAGGCUAGGAGAGAGCGACGAGGAGAGGAGGAUCCGGCUCGCAGGGAUGACCCGCCUCGAGCCCGAGGAGACGAGGCUGUUCGGGGACGCCCUAAAGUUCAUCGGGCACUUCUUCUCCCACCAGUCUACACUCGUGCUCAUGCUCUCCAUGUCGCACGCUGACUACAUAUUCGACGAUUCUGAGGUCAGCAGCAGGGAGUACCUGGAGCGCGGCUGGUGCGCGUGCGAGGCGGGGCUGGCGAUGAUGGUGAAGGCUCCGUCGCGGGUGCUGGAUCUGGGCAGGGUCCUUUCCGAGAACGACGGCCAUGCGGAGCGCGCGUUCCGGCGCUCGGAGCACGAGGGCGGCGGGAACGUCUCCCACAGGGGCUCCGAGUGGCAGAAUCGCUGCCCGAAGAAGUGGCAGGCCCUGGAGCUCCCAGACGCCUUCCGGGCGCGGCUGGAGAAGCUGUCGUUCUCGAGCCCGGAGAUCACAGGGGCCUCGUGGAGGCGCUGUACCGGGAGGCCUUCCAUCAUCGGCUGCAGAGCACCCAGGCCCUGGAGUACCAGAGCCUGGGCUGGGACGGCGCCCGCGGGCAGGCUGCGGCCGAGGCCCUGGCCCGGGUGGCCGAGUCUGGGUGCGCCGCGCACCUCGCCUCCCUCGCCAUCUGCGGCAACAGGCUGGGCGACGAGGGUGCCGAGGCCAUCGCCCUGGCGCUGGGCUCGGGGAGGCUCGAGCAGCUGCAGGAGCUGA
Prorocentrum cordatum is the source of this 4469-nucleotide messenger RNA. Lineage: Eukaryota; Dinophyceae; Prorocentrales; Prorocentraceae. The record is from the annotation of a GenBank genome assembly.